Molecule: messenger RNA, 1058 nt
Organism: Centruroides sculpturatus (bark scorpion)
Lineage: Eukaryota; Metazoa; Arthropoda; Arachnida; Scorpiones; Buthidae
Product: trans-1,2-dihydrobenzene-1,2-diol dehydrogenase-like
Exons: 3
Coding region: 112-645 (177 amino acids)
Source: RefSeq, a predicted model, not a curated record
UCUCAGUGAAAUUAUUAGAGAAGAAAUUAUGAUCUUAGUAUUUUCAAAUUUUGAUAUAUAUUUUUGUUACAGGCUGUUUGGAGUAGGUUUCUUCCUGUUUAUGAUAAACUAAUGGAAGAAUUAAAAAAUAUUGGAGAUGUGUAUUACAUACAUUCAUGUUUUGGUAUUUUCCUUGAAAAUGUUGACAGAGUUGGUAAAAAGAAAUUAGGUGGAGGAACUAUUUUAGAUUUAGGUAUUUAUACUGUCAACGCUAUUAGCAUGGUAUAUGAAGGUUUAAAGCCUAAAAAAAUAGCAGCAGUUGGUCAUCUUAACUCUGAUGGAGUUGAUGAAAAUAUGGCAGCUUCUCUUAUAUAUGAAAAUGGAAAGUUAGCGAAUAUCAGUUCUUCAGCAAAAUGCAAUUAUUGUUGUGAGUUAGUUAUAUCAGGAACAAAAGGAUGUAUAAAGAUUCCACAUCCAAUGUGGUGCCCUACCAGUAUAAUUACACCAACAGGAAAGUAUGAUUUUCCAUUACCAGAUACUGUGACACCUUGUAAUUUUACAAAUAGUUCUGGGUUAAGGUAUGAAGCAGAAGAAGUAAGAAGAUGCUUAAAAGAAGGUAAAUAUAAUAAUAUAAAUAGAGAAUAUAUAAUUAUUCACAUCCAUUAAUAAAGUCUAUAUCAUUAAUGUUCCUUGUGUACUGUAAGUUACUGAAAAAAAGCCAAAAUAUAUGCUUAAAAAGUCUACAGAAAUUGAUAAUGAGAAUGAUGAAUUAACAACUCUGCAGUGAUUGAUGGAUGUACCUGUCAAGGGCAAUCACGUAACACUGGAGAACGACAUUGACAUCCGCAAAAAAAUUCAUAUAAAAUACCUGGAUCAUUUCAUGAAGUUGUAGAAUUUUCACGAGUAGUUGGAUUCUCCAACUUUGUUUUGGAAUAUCCUUCAAUUCUCAAGAAAAUUAAAAUAAAUAUGAAAUUUCAGAGGGCCAUCUAUCGACAUAAAUCGAAUUUAAACCUCCCGCCAUCAUCUGAUUGGUUAAUGAUAUAAUUAUGAUUUUACUUCACGAGAAAACAAAAUAACAA